AUGAUUGGGCUCUUGACCAUUGCUGUAGCUGUUGUUCAACUCUACAUUGCCAGUCAACAACGUGAACGCGAUCUUUUCCUUGCUAAUGAAACACGAGUUAAAGAUUUAGAAAUUACUGAAAAGAAUCACCAACAAGCGCUCUUCUUGGCUAAUGAACAGACAAAAGAUACCAUUCUUAAUGAUUAUCUAGAUUUUCUUGCGGGUUUUCUUGAGAAGCAUACAGAUAAAUCAUCUAAUUUGAAUUGGGCAGCAAUAUCGUCAAUCGUUGAAUUUAAAACAUUUGCUGUUCUUGAUCAACUUGAUGGAAAACGAAAAAGCCAUAUUAUUAAAGCUUUAUACAACGCUCGUUUAAUCCAAAGUGAUAAUUGGUUUUUCGUCUCAUUAGCCUACGCAAACUUAACUGAAGUUGAAUUAGGACAUGCUUAA
Molecule: messenger RNA, 426 nt
Organism: Didymodactylos carnosus
Lineage: Eukaryota; Metazoa; Rotifera; Eurotatoria; Philodinida; Philodinidae
Source: the annotation of a GenBank genome assembly